Aspergillus uvarum CBS 121591 is the source of this 1829-nucleotide messenger RNA. Its product is annotated as putative MFS monosaccharide transporter. Lineage: Eukaryota; Fungi; Ascomycota; Eurotiomycetes; Eurotiales; Aspergillaceae. The transcript has 7 exons. Gene Ontology annotation, cellular component: membrane. The record is from RefSeq and is a predicted model, not a curated record. Bases 156 to 1778 code for a protein of 540 amino acids. Gene Ontology annotation, biological process: transmembrane transport; carbohydrate transport. Gene Ontology annotation, molecular function: carbohydrate:proton symporter activity.
GCGGUUGGUUGUCUUCCCUGUACGUUCUGCCUUCGACCACCGGUGCACAGUGGCUUUGAUAUUCGAUACAAAAGAGGAUAGCUUGGACUGCAUGCAAGCGCGGUUAAUGGCAAUAAAUCACGCUCACUGAUCCGCCAAUACCGAAUAUCUCAACAAUGGACAUCAUACCAUCAUGGAAUGUCGUCCACCGCUUCGAGAAGCGCAAGCUCCUCAUCGCCAUCAACAGCGUGGCCGCCCUCUCGAUUCUCUUCUUCGGCUACGACCAGGGGGUGAUGGCGGGCGUGAACAACUCCAAAGACUACAUCGACCUGAUGGGGUUCGGGUACACGAAGAUGGAGAACGGGGAGUUGACCGCCGUGGUCACGGAUAGUCUGCUGCAGGGGGGCAUUGUUUCAGUCUACUAUUUGGGGACGCUGUGUGGCGCGCUCCUUGGGGGCUGGGUCGGGGACAAGAUCGGGCGCAUCAGGACGAUUGCCGUCGGGGCGGCCUGGGCGGUGGUUGGCGCCUGCUUGCAGUGUUCGGCGCAGAAUCACGAUUGGAUGAUUUGCGCGCGCUUGGUCAAUGGGAUUGGGACUGGGAUCCUGAAUGCAAUCGUCCCGGUUUGGGCGACUGAGACAGCGGAGCAUACGUCGCGUGGCCAAUUCAUUGCGAUCGAGUUCACACUGAAUAUCUUCGGUGUGGUGGUGGCUUAUUGGUUGGAGUUCGGUCUGUCCUUCAUCGACGGCGGCAAGUCCGCGUUCCGCUGGCGGUUUCCCAUCGCGUUCCAGAUCAUCUUCCUCCUCAUGUUGUUCGGGGUGGUCUGGUUCUUUCCCGAGUCGCCCCGUUGGCUCGUCAAAGUCGGUCGCGAGCAAGAAGCGCGCUACAUCCUCGGCCGGCUUCGAGGCAACACGGGGGAUGAUGCUGUGCGCGCCGAGGCGGAGUUCCGGGACAUCCAGAGUGUGGCCGAGCUGGAGCGGUCGAUGAACCACAGCACUUCAUACCUGGCGAUGCUGUUUGGAUACAAGACGGGAAAACUGCACCUGGGCCGACGGGUGCAACUGGUCAUCUGGCUCCAGAUCAUGCAAGAAUGGGUUGGUAUAGCGGGCGUCACAGUUUAUGCCCCGACAAUCUUCAGCAUUGCAGGUUUUGACUCGAUGAAAAGCCAAUGGCUCAGUGGGUUGAACAAUAUCUUCUACAUGUUCGCCACCCUCGUCUGCGUCUUCACGCUUGAUCGCAUCGGCCGCCGGUGGACGCUCUAUUGGGGAUCCACCGCGCAGGGGAUCGCCAUGUUUCUGGCGGGAGGCUUCUCGCGGCUGGCCAUCAAUGCUCGGGAGGCGGGCCACAGCGAUAAGGCGGCCUCGUUUGGUGCGGCGGCCGCUGCGAUGAUCUUCAUAUUUACCUCUGUGUUUGGCGCAACAUGGCUGACCGUGCCAUGGAUCUACCCAGCCGAGAUCUACCCGCUUGCGGUGCGGGCCCGCGGCAACGCCUGGGGAGUCGUUGGGUGGAGCAUUGGCAAUGGCUGGUUGACUUUGCUAUGCCCCGUCAUGUUUAGCGCCAUCGGCGAGAAGACCUUGUAUGUGUUUGCAGCGAGCAACGUCAUUACGAUCCCGAUGGUCUGGGCGCUGUACCCGGAGAGUAACCAGCGGACCUUGGAGGAUAUGGAUCUGUUGUUCGCGGCGGACUCUCCAUGGGUGUGGGAUGCCGAGAAGACGUUUGCAAGGUUGAAGGCGGAGAAUCCGGGGUAUGUUGAGACUACGGCCAGGAAGGGGAGUUUGGUGGUGGAGCAUGUGAAUGUAUAGGUAUACCUAAGUGAGUUAAGUAUGUAGCUAGUUUAGCGCUAUUUAGACAAG